ACUAUAAAUAGGAGGGAUGAAGCCAGCAGAGAUCAGAUUCUCUCUACAGAGACCUCUACAGCACAGACAUCCAGACAUGGCACCUACAAUCACUUCAGCAAUGACCAACUCUCAGGAACAUCUGACUCUGACACACAAGCUCAGAAAGCCUCAGGUGGAGAAGUUACGCAGAGAGCGAAUCAACAGCAGCAUUGAGCAGCUCAAGUCUCUCCUGGGUCCAGAGUUCCUCAAACAAGAGCCAGACUCCAAGCUGGAGAAAGCAGACAUCCUGGAGAUGACAGUUUGUGUCCUCAGACGACUGCAGCAGCAUCAGAUUGUGAACUCAGCAGCUGUCAACCAGGGAUUCUCCAGGUGUGUCCAAGAGACGACACACUUUCUGUCCAGACAGCAAGUGAACAUGAAGUCCCAGAGAAGACUGCUGAACCACUUCAACAAGCUGCAGCCUUCCUCUGAUAAGAACCUGAGAGAGGCUGACUUCUCUCCUCUGAGCUCCACAGUCCAGACCAGCAACACCAAAGAGAAGAGUCCAGUCAACAGCGCCCCCUGGAGGCCUUGGUAGACACCAACAGACUGGAGUUACUACCAGACAAACUGAGACGACCACAUUGGUCAAAGAAUACUGGACUGAAAUCUAUGAGAUUUUAUGAAAAUGUUUUUCUUCAAUUCUUGUCAUGCAUGUUGCAUGAUCCAAAUCUAAUUGCUUCAACAAUUGUUUUAUAUCACUGUACUUUAUGUAUAGCUGGUAUAUGAUCCGGUUACAUUUGUAAUCCUUUAAUAUUAUUGAUCAUACUGAUCAAAAACAUUGACCUGUCCUAUUGAAGACAUAUUGUCAUCAAGGAUCUUCAUUUGAUAUUUCAUAACUGAUCUGUUGUAAGAUCUAAUUUCUUAUCCUUUCUUGUAAAGGUUUUCUUAACGUCACAUUUUUCUUGUGAUACUUUUAUUACUUCCUGCAUGUGAUACAUGUCUAUAUGUUUGACUGCACAUCAUGUGCAGCAACAAUGUGGAGGUAUUUAUUACCUCUUGAUAAUUGUUAUUGAUUUUGAAUUAACUUGUUCAUUUCUUGAACAUUACUUUGGAUCACUUCAUGUGAUUAUUGAUAAA
Molecule: messenger RNA, 1101 nt
Organism: Labrus mixtus (cuckoo wrasse)
Lineage: Eukaryota; Metazoa; Chordata; Actinopteri; Labriformes; Labridae
Product: transcription factor HES-5-like
Exons: 2
Coding region: 17-559 (180 amino acids)
Biological process (GO): regulation of neurogenesis; regulation of transcription by RNA polymerase II; anterior/posterior pattern specification
Cellular component (GO): nucleus
Molecular function (GO): DNA-binding transcription factor activity, RNA polymerase II-specific; RNA polymerase II cis-regulatory region sequence-specific DNA binding; protein dimerization activity
Source: RefSeq, a predicted model, not a curated record